GGUGAUUUCCUAUGUGGAAUCCCUCAGAAGCUGCCCGGCACGUCACUGUCAUGGACUCCUUCCUGGUCCUGCUGCACUCGCUGUCCAGCAGCCUGUCGAGCAGCGAUCUGAUGGAGCUAAAGUUCCUGUGCCGUGAGCGCGUGGGCAAACGAAAGCUGGAGCGCGUGCAGAGUGGCCUGGACCUGUUCACAGUGCUGCUGGAGCAGAACGAUCUGGAUCGCACACGCACCGGGCUGUUGCGUGAGCUGCUGGCCUCGCUGCGCAGACACGACCUCCUGCAACGCCUAGACGCCUUCGAAGCUGGGACGGCGGCUUCGGCCGCGCCGGGGGAGGCAGAUCUGCGGGUGGCCUUUGACAUCGUGUGUGACAAUGUGGGGAGAGACUGGAAGAGACUGGCCCGUCAGCUGAAAUUGUCUGAUGCGAAAAUUGAUGGGAUUGAGGAGAGGUACCCCCGAAGCCUGAGUGAGCAGGUAAGGGAGGCUCUGAGAGUCUGGAAGUUUGCCGAGAGGGAGAAAGCCACGGUGGAUGGACUGGUGAAGGCACUGCGGGCCUGCCGGCUGAACCUGGUGGCUGACCUGGUGGAAGAAGCACCUCAGGCCCAGGGACCUGUGAGUGACAGUGAGGAUGUGUCCCCAGUGCUAUGGAACUCAACUGUGUCUUCCUCAGAAGCACUGUGACAAGCCUGGCGUCGCUCCUGUCAGGAGUCACUGUGGACUUGAUACACACCGUGAUGCAUCCCCAAGUGCCUUCUGUGCCCAGCACCGUGAAGACUUUGUUGGUCCAGGCCGGAGCCGGCUCACAAGCUUGGGCCAACUCCUGAAGUAAAGCUGUAUGUAUAGAACCUCUGCUCCCUGAGCUUUGGGGACACAGGGAGCUUCCCCUUCAUGUUCUCCACUGUUGCUCCUUCCCUUGAGAGAAGUCCCUGGUCCUGCAAGGAGGAAGUCAGAGCUAAUGACACAUGUGCUGAAAGCCUGAGAGCCCUUCUGUUGUUCAGAGCACUGGGCUGCCUCACAGCUAGCCAUGAGGACAUCUGUCCCAUUUCCUUGGAGGCCAUCAGAGAGCAGCUCCUGACCCCCCAGACAAGUGGUACUUACUUGCAGGAGCCUGGCACAUCAGCUCCUGUGAGAACCGAUUCUAAAAUUCACUACAAAAUUCAGCAAUCACCAAAAUUGCUGCCUCUGGGAAGGACUGUGGUGUAAAGGGCAGCUCCUGGGCUUCACCGUGGCCUUUAAGCAAGUGCCUAGAUGCUGUGGCUCACUCUGAAAUCCUAGCACUUGAGAGUUGAGAAUCACACUCCAUGGCAGCGUGAAUGAGGACUACAAAUGAGACCUUCUCACAAAAACAAAAGCAAGUGUCUUUACCUGGAAACACCCUUGUCACCCAAAAUUUCCACUAUGUUAAGGACCUUCAGAAGUCCAACAGGCUGACUUUACAGCCCUAUGUGCUAAUUGUGAAUGGGGUGGUGGGAUUUCCUGUCUGGUUUGCUUCACACCAGCAGGGGGCCCUAUCUGCCACACUGGGUAGCCAAAUAACCAUUCCUUGUCCCAACUUUCUAACCUUUGGCUGGGUAACCUUUGAUCAUAACACUCAGGGAGGCCGAGAGUGGUGGGUAUCUGAUCUAUGAGUUUGAGGACAGCCUGGUCUACAUAGCAAACUACAGACCAGCUGAGACUAUGUGGAAAGACACUAUCUCAGAAAUUCAUGUCUAGAGUUGAGGCUCCUAGACACAGGGCUUACCUGACAAAGUGGAGAGCUUCACCUUACUGUCCUAAACCUAGUAUUUGCUUCACAAGGGACCAGCCUGGGCCUGUGCUCAAACAUCAAUCAACCAUUUCUUGGCACUGAGGUCCUGUGCCCUCAUUUCCCUUUUUCUGCUCUCCCCAACCCACCCCCCAUUAUUGUUGGUCCCUUCACUACUGCAUUCCUUUGGCUGCACCCCCGCCCCCCCCCCCCAGCCUCUAGCCUACUGUACUUUUCAGCCUAGCACCUAUCCAUCUUUCUGUUCUGCCUUGCUCAAACUCUUGGUCACCAAGGCCUCUCCUGACCAAUCUGGGGACUCAUCCUGUUUACUCUGACCCUGUGUCCCACCUGCCUGCAGCCACUACCCUUUUAUCUUGACUCCCUAGAAUAUGUGUAGGCCUGUCCAAGGUCUCUGGUGGGUGUUUGCCAUGGUCCUCUCCAACCCCAACCCCCCCCCCCAUUUUGAGGCUUUUUGGUUUGUUUUGAGGCAGGGUGUCAUGUAACCCAAGUAUAACUUAGAUUGGCCUCAAGCUCACAGAGUAACUGAAGUGACCUUGAAAUCCUUCCCGACCAUCCUGCCUCUGCUUCUCAAGUGCUGUGAUUACCAGUGUGUCAGCCUUACAAGUCCUUAGGGCCCAUACUCUAGGCAGCCUGGGAAACCCUCCUGAGACUUGCUGAUGCCCUUUAAGUGUCCUGUGGCAAGUCACAGGUUGAUGGACUUGGGUGUCACUUUUUUUUUUUUUUUUUAAACAACUCAGGAGUACAGAGCUCAGUUCAGAUGUGAGCAGGCCUGUGUCCUUUGAGGUUUAAGAGAAUGUUCCCUGGCUUUUUGAGCCUUCUCAUUGUGUCACUUGUUGCAUUCCCCUCCCCUCUUCAAAUGACAGUUUAGUAUUGGGUCUUGGUUGCUGCUGCUACAGGACUUGUGGGCCACCAGAGGAAUUUAUCCCUAUGUACAGAGUCCCUUCAGCCAUUGUGGGGAAUUAAAACAUGAGUAUCAUCAGGGUUCAUACCCCCACAAAUCUCUGCAUCGCCCCAGCUUGUGCCCAGUCUUGCCCUGAACACCUCUGCAUAAUCCCACCCCCUGUUAACGGCCAGUCAGAGCCCUGCACUCACAGAUGACUCUGUCCACCUUGCCUGCCCUUCACUCCUCAGCUGCUAGCAGGACCUUGGCUCUUGCCCAUCCCCCACCAAGGGUUAGAACCACAGACCCGCCUGUUCCUAGAAGCCAGCCACCCUGCAUAUUUUUAGCUUCCUAUUUUUGAAUUCUACAAUCAUUUCUGAGUCAUCCAGCUGACUGCCUUCUGGUCACAAGGUCCCUGUGGGAACUAUGUUUCAAACGAGACGGUGGAACAUGAUGUGAUGGAAUGUGUGAUGUAGCCACCAUGGACCAUGGCCUUCCAGUAGCUGAUGCAGAGGCAGUACUAGUUUGCUAGAAGAUGUGGGCUAGGAAGCCCAUGGAAUCUUGAGUGCUAAGUGGAGGCUGGCCUGAGGGAUAUUUGCCUGCCACAAGACUCAUCAAGGCUCCACUGAGCUAAAGUCAAGUGACACAGCCUUGAGUUUGUUUUGGUACGCCCAGAACAGGACAGCAUAGUGGGCAUGUGCAUGGAGGUCCCCAGCAAAACCAAAAUGGACUGCAGAGAUGAUGUAUAUAGUCCCUGUCCAUCAAAAUAAGGUGGACAUGCUGCUCAUACCUGGUAUCCCAACACUGAAGCAGGAGGAUUGCUGAAAUUUUAAGACCAACCUGAACUAAAUAGAUCUCAUCUCAAAAAGCCACAUGUAGUAUGGUGUAUACACCUAUAAUCCCAACAUUUGGGAGGCUGAGUGAAAGGAUCAGUUCCAGGUAUGGUCUCUCCCUGAGUCCAAGUCCAGUCUAAGUUGCAUGAGACCCUGUUUGAAAAAACCACCAACCUCACUGCCAAAAUUACCCCACACUGCAUAUUUGGGUAGGUACAGACUCCUAUAGAGUGUAGAAGACAACAGUCCCUGCGCUCAGUGGUGACUGCAGCAGGCUUUUCAUUUAUUGGUGGUCAUGCGGUCUGGGAGAUUUCAGUCCAGUUUUUUAUAUGGCAGAGUUCCACUGUUAGUGAAAGCCUGGGACAGUGGCACUUUUUCCCAUGGGUCUCCUGGCCGGAAGCAAUAGGACACAGCUAGUGUCCUCCAUAUAAGGUCAUCAGUCAUCACACAUUCACCACAUUCCUCUCCCUCACCUGCUCACAGCUAAAACCCAGCUCAUACACCCAACAGCAGCUGAAACUGCCACCAACUUGACCAUCAACUCCAGGCUAAUCUUGUUUUUGUGUCCUUGAGGGACCAAUUCAGACCCAUCCCAGCAGCUUCUGAGUAAAAUCUUUGCUUCAUGGGAGUUUGCACAGACACAUUGAAAGACCCAAGUGUGCCCUGGUUUCCCACCAGGUUGGAAAAGCACAUGCAAAGAUUCUGAGGUUUCUUUUCUCUGGAAGGUCAACUUUGGCAGGGAUAGUUAUCCUCUGGGGACAAGUGUGUUGGUGUUAUGCCCAUCCAUGGUUCCCCUAUAGCCCUGGCCUAGGACAAAGAUGCUCCCCACUUGCCAUAUUACCUCAGCAUCCCCCCCCCAAGGGGGAGUGAAACUCCCCAAACAAAUCAGUGGCUGCUUGUACACACUCAUGCUGCAACAGGCCCCCAGACAACACAGCUGAGGCCUGGUUUAUGUGGUGCUGGGACUGGAACCAGGGGCUUUGUGCAUGCUAGGCAAGCACUUUACUGAGCUAUACCGAAGCCUGCAUUGGGGAAGCAUGCUGAGACCAUGCCAACUCCCAGGGACCACUGUACAUAAGCCAUACUCCUGCCCCUAAGAGGCCUUGCUCCAGGCACAACUGCUUUAGACAACCUGUUAGGCCCAAGCCUGGAUUCCUUCAUUGACUGCAACCAACCCUUGGAAUUCAGUGGGAAGUCGGUUACUGGAAACUGCUGUGAUUACUACAGAUACAAUGUUCCAUUUGAGUGCUACACCCUUGUGGUAACACCCUUUACUUCUUCCUGAUAUUGCAACAGUAGGCCCAAUAAAAGGCUUUUCUCUACAAGCAGGAGCAGCCACUGCUCCACAGCAGCAAUUUUAGCAGCAGGAGGCCAGGGCAAGAGACUGGUCACUACAGGUUCCUGGGAGCUGCCAGCUCUUGAAGAUGCAGGUACCCAGAGUUUAGAAGCUGUAGAAUAGCCACUGCUAAUGCUGCUAUUGCUGGCUGUCCCUGGGAGGUGUGUCCAACUUUCAGGCCAUGGGGCACAUGCUAAAGUUUGUUAUUGGGUGUGUGGGCAUUCCUACCAUAAUGUGCAGGUGGGGGCCGGCCAGGGAACAGUUUGGUGACAUUAGUUUUACCAUCUUUUUGUAGGUUCUGAGGAUAGAACUCAGGUUGCCAGGUUUGAACAGCAAGUGCCUUUACCUGACAAUUCAUCUUACCUGCCUUAAGGAGGUUUCUUGGUUUUUGUAUUUUUGUUGAUGUUUGUUUGUUUGUUGAUUUGAUUAUAAUUCUGGAGUGAGUUUUGGAGAUAACAUCUUCUCUGGAGUCUAAAGGUUGGACACUGCCCCCUAAGCCAUCAGUCUCAGCCUUUGAGGCCUGUAGUCAUCCCUGUCUUGGAGGGGCAUGAAGCUCUAAGCCUAUCUCUUGUAGCACUGUCCCAGCCUUCACUUCCUGGUGGCUCUAUACUACAGCAUUCUGGCUGGUAUAUCUGGUGAGGACAUUGUGCUUGUAACCUUCAAGUACCUCUCUAGCUUCAGGUUCAGCUGAAGGAGCAAGAGGAGACUCGGCCAGUGUGAAACAACUAGGGUGGCAUAUGUGGACAAUGGUGGGAAGGGUGUUCAGUGACAGCAGCAGGGAGCAAUCUGGGGAGCAAUCCAGGCUUGGCACAGGAAGGAUGCUGGGCUGGUGGUCUUGGGUUCUAUAAGAAAGCAGACUGAGCAAGCCAGUAAGCAGUACCCUUCCAUGGCCUCUGCAUCAGGUUUCUGUCCUGUUUUGAGUUCCUGUCCUGACUUCCUCCAGUGAUGGACUAUGAUGUGGAAGUGUAAGCCAAAUAAACCCUUUUCCUCUUCAA
Messenger RNA from Phodopus roborovskii (desert hamster), 5805 nucleotides. It is a transcript of the gene Fadd, whose product is annotated as Fas associated via death domain. Gene Ontology annotation, biological process: regulation of apoptotic process; signal transduction. Lineage: Eukaryota; Metazoa; Chordata; Mammalia; Rodentia; Cricetidae. The record is from RefSeq and is a predicted model, not a curated record. Gene Ontology annotation, molecular function: protein binding. The coding region runs from base 12 to 677 and encodes 221 amino acids. The transcript has 2 exons.